Anguilla rostrata (American eel) is the source of this 798-nucleotide messenger RNA. Its product is annotated as sperm-associated microtubule inner protein 10-like. The transcript has 3 exons. Bases 270 to 623 code for a protein of 117 amino acids. The record is from RefSeq and is a predicted model, not a curated record. Lineage: Eukaryota; Metazoa; Chordata; Actinopteri; Anguilliformes; Anguillidae.
CAUAAGUAUUGCUCCAUAAGGCAGUUAAAGAGCAUAUCACGUUGACAUGAUGCGGCUUGACCCACUUCUUUUCGCUCAACAAAGUCUACGAGGACAGAGUCUGAAAAGUUUGCGUCAUUCAAAAACAGCCUGCUCAGCUCUAGUUUCGCUUCCAACUGUGCUGGACAGGAGUUCAGUUACUCCUCAGCCUGCUAUUGUUGCCCUCUCACUCUACCCAUUACCCAUGGUGCACUGCCAAGUUUCCAGGGGCUUCGCUGCUGUCAACAAACAUGGCCGAGAUGUCAAUGAACACUGAACCAGACAAAUCAGCGCACCACCAUGUCCCCGCUUUCUCCGUCAGACAUCCCAUGAUUCCGAAACUCUACGUAAUGCCAUGGAAACAGGACAUGAAGAACCAGAGGCUCUUACUGAAGGCCCAGGUUCCCCGCAGGCCGCACGAGGAGAGCCUGUUUUUGGAGGGAAGAGAGCGGCUCUGUCACGGACAGGGCAGAGCCGGGUCGCUGGACCCCACGGCCCCCGCCCCGUCCCGAACCUGCCGUCCGCCCCCCAUCGCCUCACACCUGUCCAGGUACAACAGCUCUCUGACCACUACCCGGGGCUUGUAUGGACAAGCCCCGCCCUGAUGUCCUAAAGAGACUUUCAUCACUGGUCCAGUCAGGAAUACCUGGACUAGGAUCACUUCCAUACUCCACGGGACUAGAGGACUCCAUUUUUGGACCCUUUGCUUUAUUUCGUUUCAUUGGGGUUUUUUUUUUGUUGGUCAAAACACCAGUAAGGUUAAAUAAAAUAGUACAUAAC